GCCCCCCAGCAGCCCCCAGCCCCCCCGAGCCCCCGGGCCGUGGCGACGGCGCUGCCCCCCGCAGCCCUUCGCCGAGAUCGCGCGGCUGGCGGCGGUGCAGGAGGGGACGGUGGUUCGCUGCAUCCAGCGGCUGGAGGAGACGUGCCGGGAGGUGCGUCAGGCCGCCCGCCUCGUGGGCGAGCCCGCGCUGGCCGCCAAGAUGGAGGCCGCCGCCGCCAUGAUCAAGCGCGACAUCGUCUUCGCCGCCAGCCUCUACACCCAUCCGGCCCCCCUCUGGCUGCACGUGGGUCAGUCCGGGCCCCCCCCCCGGCUGCACGUGGCCCUUUCGGAAGUCCCGCCCCCGCCGCGCGUCAUCAUCCCGCGCCUGGGGGUGGGAAGGCGGAAGCGGCGUGACGCCAUCAGGAGGGGCCGGCGCCGGUACCGUGGAGGCGCUGGGGGGGGUCGCCGGCCCCCGCCCCUCCCCCCCCCCCCCCAUGGGCCGCCGCCGCCGCCUCCUUUGCGACACGUUCGAGGCCAAGAGGCGCCGCGUGGAGCCGCCGCGGGGGAGGAGCCGCGGCUCGACGGCAGCCCCGGCGCGGUGGAGGCGGCGCUGGGGGCCGUGGCCGCGCUGUUCCCGCGGGGGCUCUUCGGGGACGCGCUGCCCCCCCUCGUGCUGCGCCACCAGCUCUACAGCCUCGUCAGCGACCGCACGGCCGUGGACCGGCACCUGAACCGCCUGAGGGACGAGGGCCGGAUCCGGCUGCUGCACCUGGGGCUGGGCCCCGACACGCUGGGGGUCGUCUUCACGGAGCCCUACAAGGAGAAGGUGCUGGCGGCCGUGGCCGGGACCCCCCGGGCCGCGCUGGUGCGGCGGUUCCUGGACGCGGCCGUGGGCGCCUGCCCCGAGCUCAGCUACGAGCAGGGCCAGAUGCGGGCGCUGGGCUUCGGGGACGGGGACGUCACGCAGCUGGUGGCCGCGGGGGUUCUGACCGUGCGCGACGCCGGGAGCUGGUGGCUGGCGGUGCCGGGGGUCGGGCGCUUCAUCCGGGCCUUCGUGCGCGGGCGCCAGGCGCUGCUGGGCGUGGUCCGGCGGGCGCGGCACCGGGAGCUGCCCCUGGGGGAGCUGCGGCAGCGAAGGCCCCCCCCCGGCGCCCGCCUGGGGGUCACGUACCUCCUGCACGACCUGCUGGGGGCCCAGCUGCUGCGCAGCGUCCCCACCACCUCAGGUCCGAUGCUGCGAUUGGCCGAGUCCUGACCCGAAGCUUCCCAGCAUGCACCGGGGCCUUGAGGGCUGAGGGGCGUGGCUGCGGCUGGCCACGCCCCCUGCGAGAGGGAGGGGCUGAGAUGGGCCCCACCCUCCAAAAGGGUGUGGGUGGGGCUGAGAUGGGCCCCACCCUCCAAAAGGGUGUGGGGGGCCCGCCUUAGCCCCGCCCCCCGUGGGCUGGGGGUUUCCAUGGGCUGAGAAGCGAAAAAGUGCAAUAAAAUGGGGGGUUUCACCCAAAA
Phalacrocorax carbo (great cormorant) is the source of this 1482-nucleotide messenger RNA. Lineage: Eukaryota; Metazoa; Chordata; Aves; Suliformes; Phalacrocoracidae. The record is from RefSeq and is a predicted model, not a curated record.